AUGACCAACAAUCAAAGCCAAUCAACUGAAUUUAAUUUCGAGGACAUGCAAACAAAUGAAGAGUGCAACACUGCUGUUGAAAAUGCUGCAAACAAUAGCGAUAGUGAAUCUAGCAAGUUAUACGCCAGUCUGUUGGGUUUACUUCCAACGACCAGUGCAAGUGAACCACAAGCGAGUUCCUCAAAGGAGUUCGCCAACGCUCAACAGGCUUCAACGAGUGGUCUGAAGAGGAGCUCGACCCGGACAGGUCCGAGCCGAAAGUACCAGGCCAAGGAGACUGAUGAAGAGGAGUCGGCAGUGCAGCGAAAGGAGAUCACGGUGGCAGCCGAGCUGAGCGGCACUGAGGACAGCAAUGGCGAGUCGGCGAUGCACGUGGAGAACGAUCUACUUCAGGUGGAGUACUGGUGCUCAUACGAGGGCUGUCGCUUCAAGAGCAAAUCACUGACGCAGGUUAAGGCGCACGAGGAGCGUCGACACGUGAGGCACAUCGUCAAGUGCUCGGAGGACGGCUGCGGCAGCUUCUUCGACACCAAGGACGACCUGAACUUGCACCUGACUGACAUUCACGCCGGUCCUAUGUACAAGUGCGCCCUGCACAUCUGCUCGAAGGAGUUCCAGAGCGACUAUCGACUGAAGCAGCACAUUCGCGAGGAGCACAAAGAGGAGUAUCUGACCUGCAAAGUGUGCACGAAAAAGUUUAAAACGCGCAAGUACCUCACUCGACAUUGUCGAAAUGUGCACCCGAAAGAUAAAUUAAUUGAUGAAAUGGUCGCUGCUGCAAGUGAAGGACUCGACCCAAAAGGCUCGCAGAUGAGUUGCACUAUUGAUAACUGCGAUAAGAAGUUUCUUAAAAGGCAAAUAGUGAAAAAAGAUUAA
Messenger RNA from Rhagoletis zephyria (snowberry fruit fly), 876 nucleotides. The record is from RefSeq and is a predicted model, not a curated record. NCBI's taxonomy places the organism in Eukaryota, Metazoa, Arthropoda, Insecta, Diptera, Tephritidae.